ACUUGUUAGAACUUUUAACAGGAAGUUUGGAAGGAUUUUGAUUCACCCCAAUAAUUCGAAUCUUUUGAAUCGCGAUUCUUUCAGUGUCCCUUUCUGCGAGUUACAGGUCCAUGUGAAUCUUUGUUUUUUGUGUUUGUAAACGGGUGCAAUGGCUGCUUCAUCAGAAAUGCUCAUCUCUGCCGCACAGAAGUUAUUGUGUCCUCGAAAGAAACGUUUAUCCCCGUCCACGUGUCUUGAUGUGACUGUUCAAAUAAUGGCUGUGGAUCUGGGCGUCAAACCUGCGCUGCUUUACGACAGCAAUGCAGCAUCUCCAGAGCAGCUUCAGAUGUACCUCAAAUCUCUACAGGAGUCUGGAGUUGUAACCAAUCCACUACGAAUUCUGUCCAUUGAUGAAAACACAUUCAUUUUUAAUCCUGCCACUAUUGAGUCCCACUUGGAUGAUCUUCUCCAAAGCAAAAGUCUCCUUCUGAUUGACGUAUGUCCCUCAAUAAAACAACCUGCCUUGGUUGGCUUUGAAAAGGCAACUGAGGAUAUGAUCAAAACUCUUUCAGAAUUCUUCAAGAGUGAGCUGGAGAAAGGUUUCUCAGUGACUGUGUUGGGAGAGGAGUUGUAUAAUGAUUGGAACUUGUGCACUCUUUUUGGAAUCCUGUUAGGUUAUCCAGCCUCAUACUGGUUUGACCAAACUAAAGGAUUUGGGAACUGUCUGUGUAUGACACCACUGGUGGUGUGCACGGUUUGGGUCAAAUGGCAGACAGAUGACAUAAAUCAUCGCUGUUGUCUUUACUCAUUUAGUGUUCCUGAAGAGCUCUGGUCAGAAGUACAAAGUCAUGUGCAACGGUGGACUGAGCACCUGAGAGAGAGAUUUAACAAACAGCCAGUUCUGACUGAUCUCUGCUUUUCUAGAGAUACUGUCACUUUGCCCUCUGUGACCCUUUGAACAAACCUGAUUUAUGUUUCUUGCUUAUUGUUUUCUCAAAUAUGCAUCACCUAUUUUCAGUAUCAUUUAUGCUCUUCAUAUAUUUCUUACCAAAGCAACAUAUAAUAAUGUGUGCAUAUAAUAAAUUCAGGCAGUGAAUCUAAACCUUUUAUCCAAAAUAAAUAAAUUGUAUUUUUAAAUGUAAUUUAAAUGUAAACUAUAUUGUUGGUUAGUUCUAACUGCUCAGUGCAACUAUAAGGCAUGAAGAUAUUAAUAUAUUAGAAAGAUUUACACCAGGAUUUUCUGUAAAACUGCUUUGAAAUGAUGUAUAUUGUGAAAAGCACUAAAUACAAUUGACUUUUUUUUUAGGCAGAACA
Cyprinus carpio (common carp) is the source of this 1293-nucleotide messenger RNA. RefSeq names its product chromosome B6 C1orf74 homolog (gene cb6h1orf74). The record is from RefSeq and is a predicted model, not a curated record. Lineage: Eukaryota; Metazoa; Chordata; Actinopteri; Cypriniformes; Cyprinidae.